Molecule: messenger RNA, 1396 nt
Organism: Drosophila navojoa
Lineage: Eukaryota; Metazoa; Arthropoda; Insecta; Diptera; Drosophilidae
Source: RefSeq, a predicted model, not a curated record
AAUAAGAAACGCGCGUGCGCAGCCGACCGACAGUUGCGACUCGUGAGAUCCCAUGCUAAAGAGCUCCGUUAUAGUUCGCGUUGCAUUUAGUUAUUGCUGUGCACAGACACAUAUAUAUAGUAUAUAUAUAUGUAUUGCAAUAUAAUUUAUACUUGUUUUUAAUAAAGUCACAACGUGUCGUGCGACGUCCGCAAAUUGUGCAUUUUAAAGGUUUAAAAACGAAAACUCAACAAAAAUAAAAGUAAACAGAAGUCAAGAGGAAAACAAAAAGAAACAUAUAAAGUAAAACAGAAACAGAAAAUCCCGAGUGCAGUUGACGAUUUAUGUGUUAAUUUUUUGGACAUUUCCUGAGCUUCCUGCGAACACGCUCAGAACUCAACUUGCAUACCAAAAAGGCAACAAACCAUGCACAGCUUUAAGAUCAAUCUGCUGGCGUUGCUCUUGGCGCUCUCGCUAUGCAUCAGCUGCUGUCAGGGCGCGCGUCGGCUGCGCAAGAAGCCGAAAGUCUACAAUGCGCUCAUCACCACGGACGACAAUCUGACAUCGAGUCGCGCCUAUCCGGUCAUCCAACCCACCAUACACGAGCCGGGCUAUGCGCCAUUCGGGCCAUUUAAUCCCUUUGGCUUCUACAGUCCGCCAAUUGUGAGAUUUGGUCAGCCCUUGGUGCCAGGUCUGCCGCCCAAUGAGCGGCUGCCGUAUCCACUGCCCACAGCUCCGCAAUACCCGCCUGUUUACGCAUCCUUUGACCCCAACCAGCCCAACAUUCUGCCUGGGGAACAGCAGCCGCCACCGCAACCGCAACAGGAGCUGGCACCCCAAGCGCCAACAGUUGAUGAACAUGGGCCCAAAGAGCUAAAGGGCAAGGAACAGCUUCCGUUACCUCUUAAUGAUCGAGGAUUACCGCCUGUUUUGAUACCACUCUCAUCCCAGUUCAACGGUCAGCCCAUGCAUCUGCCGCCCUAUUCCUUUCAGCAGUACCCAGUGAUCUAUGACCAGGCAGGCUACGUCCGGCCGCGCGAAAACUACUUGCCACCCUACGAUUAUUAUCCCAGCCAAGGAUACCCGACGCGUACUCCUGCAACUGAUGCGCCGGCCGUUCAACAACCAGAGCCAGAGGUCAAGCCUUUGCCGCUGGACAGCCUAGAUGCAACGCCCAGUUUCGAUGACAUCAAAAAUGGGUCAGAGAAUAAAAAUAUCGAUGUGCCCGAUGUACCGCCGCCACCAAUACCUUCGGGUCCAAAGCGCCCCAGACCAAAGGAUAAUUGAGGCGUUUUUGGGGAACCGCCCCUUACGAAAUAUACACGUAUUUAUUACCAUUUUCUUUAAGCAUUUCGAUUUUAUAUAUUGUCGUUCAAUAAUGUAAUUUAAUAAGCUUAGUAAGUGUUCAUCAAAGAUA